Messenger RNA from Tigriopus californicus, 2701 nucleotides. RefSeq names its product solute carrier family 2, facilitated glucose transporter member 10-like. Gene Ontology annotation, cellular component: membrane. The transcript is spliced from 4 exons. Gene Ontology annotation, molecular function: transmembrane transporter activity. The coding region runs from base 466 to 2232 and encodes 588 amino acids. Lineage: Eukaryota; Metazoa; Arthropoda; Copepoda; Harpacticoida; Harpacticidae. Gene Ontology annotation, biological process: transmembrane transport. The record is from RefSeq and is a predicted model, not a curated record.
UGGUUACCGACUCAGCUGUAGUAAACAAACCACAACAAACUCGAUUUUUACUCUUCUAUGGUACUUCUUCCAUGAUCAGAUAAACGUCAACUGUCACUGGAAAACCGAACUUCAAGCCUGAAACUCAAGCCAUCCAACACUUUUCUAGCCCUCUCAACUGUCCUGCUGGCCCCUGUUCUAUCGUAAAUGGCUGUCCAAAGUCAAGUUAUCCGUGAUUGAUCCAUUCAUCCAUUGAUCCCUUACUCAGUGACGUGGGUCCAUCCCUUUAAUACUAUGGAAACACUCGAUUCAAAAAGGUGCCUGGGUCAGCACGGAUGAAUCUACCCACGACCUCGAGUCACCGAACUCGACCCUAAGGCCAGGCCCCGACUCAAUGUCGAGCGGCCCACCAUAGCUGGGACUUUGUGCCCGACCACGCCCCUUAUCUGUGGUUUGAGUGGCCCCACGGGAGUCCAUCGCUGAAGCAUGGCCGUGGGCCAGGAGGAUCGCGAAAACCUGUUGGGUGGCGCUCAAUGCCUGGAAUUGGAGCCCACCUUAGCGGCCCAUAAUGUAGGUGAUACGGCCAUGUUGGCCGAUGGCGAUGAUGACUUGGAUCUGCCGCAGCCGAGUCGAACCAGCCCGGGGUCGAGUCGCGAUGCGCCCGCCAUCGUCUACGUGGCAGCUACCACGGCCGCUUUGGGCGGGUUGUUGUUCGGUUAUGAUAUCGGGGUCAUCUCCGGAGCUAAAGGACCCAUGCGUCGAGAAUUAGACUUGACUUGCUCUCAGCUCGAGGCCGUGGUGGCCUUUCUGCCUUUGGGCGCGUGUUUGGCUUCGCUGGUCGGCGGCAACGCCAUCGAUCAUUAUGGUCGCAAAUUCACCAUCAUCUUCAACGCCUUCCUGUUUACGGCGGGCUCCCUGACCGUGACCUUGAGCUCGCAUUUGGGCGUCAUUUUGUUCGGUCGCUUCAUGCUGGGCUUUGCCGUGUCCUUGUCGGCCAUCGCCGAAUGUAUUUACAUUUCUGAGAUUGUGCGGCCCGAGAAACGCGGGAUGUUUGUGUCCCUCAACGAGUUAACCAUCACCGUGGGCAUUCUGAUGGCCUAUCUCGUCAACUACAUGUUCGCCGCCACCCCCCACGGCUGGCGGCUCAUGUUCCUAUUGAGCGCUUUUGUCGCCGUGGCCCAGGGCAUUUUGAUGUUCUUCAUGCCGAAAACGCCGCACUUCUUGAUGCUCUGCCAACGUGAAAAGCGCGCCGAGGCUGCCAUUCGGCGCUUAGAGCUGAGCCAUAACGUGCGUCAAACCAUGACUGAUAUCCGAUUGGGCAUCCAAGAAGCCAGUUCGAAUAGUUUCUACUCGGUGUUGUGCCAGAAUAAAGAUAAUAUGGCUAGUCGCCUUUUGAUCGGCUUCGGCUUGGUGUUUUUCCAGCAAUUCACCGGACAGCCCAACAUUAUCUAUUACGCCAACGACGUGUUUUACCAAGUGGGCUUCUGCGAUGAGUGGAGCUCCACUUUGGCCUCCGUGGGUUUGGGUCUCAUGAAAGUGGUUUCCACCAUCGUGUCCCUCACAUUGGUGGAUCGGAUCGGCCGACGCAAAGCACUCAUGGGAGGCAUCUCCAUGAUGAUGAUCAGUGUCUUGGGCUUAUCCAUUCACGGGUUCUACACCGACUCUCAGUCGUCCAUUCAUAUUGAGACUUGUUCGGAUUACGGGCGGAAUGCCACUAACCAAGCACACUUAUUCCUUCCCCGAAAUGAGUCUGCCCAAGAAUUUUCCGUCCAAUUCGAGGAUUCUGUGCGAUUUGCCAACCAAGCUUGUCGCCAUUCAGUCGACGAUUCCGUGUUCUUCCGCUAUGCGGCCUUUGGAGCCUUGGUUCUCUUCGUAUGUGCCUACUCGUUCAGUUUCGGCCCCAUCACUUGGGUGCUUUUGAGCGAGAUAUUUCCUCCAGCGGUUAAAGGUCGAGCCAUGGCCUUUGCGACCUCAUUGAAUUGGCUGGGCAACUUCGUGGUGUCGGGUACAUUUCUGCAAGCUGUCCAAAUUCUGUCCCUGGGAGGGGUUUACUUCGUUUACUUUAUUCUUUGUGGAUGUUCCAUUGCCUUUGUAUAUUUUCUAGUCCCAGAAACUAAGAAUCGAACCCUCGAAGAAAUCUCGAAAGAGCUUCGAUUAAAUAGCUUUUUGUCCUUUAUUCUGAACAAAUGGGAAAGGUUCCGGAAGCGCUGCCAUGGCGACCAAAGCGAGAUGAAGCAAUGUAAAAUCCCGUGAUAUGAUCAAGAUAAUUUGGCAAACAAUAAACGCCGAGAAACUUUUCAAGGAACGGCUUUCCUCUUGCCAACGUCGACCACGCCGCCAAACGUCUCGAUCUGACGAAUAUAGCCCGGUUCAUUUUAGCAUAUAAAUAGGCCAUUUUUAUCGGACUCACCCAUGGGUUCAAUUCACGCCCCGCGUACAGCAAAUUUUCUUUUCAAGUACAAAGCAUCAUAAUCUCCUUGGUUUUGAAAACACAAAGAGCUAAUUCGUUUGUAACUCUAAAUCUUUGACCGUUGCUAGCCAUUGAAAUGCAUGAAAUCUUCAAUCCGUCCCUCAUUCCAGAUCCACCUCACACGUGUAACUUUUGCAUUAUCUUCUGUGAUACUAUUUCCCGUGCUAUUCUAGUUACUUUAUGUCUCCAUGACAAGAUCAUUGUAGUUUUGCCUUUGCCUUGGUCCAAUAUAUCUACACCUUCAAGUUUGAA